Molecule: messenger RNA, 9343 nt
Organism: Myotis brandtii (Brandt's bat)
Lineage: Eukaryota; Metazoa; Chordata; Mammalia; Chiroptera; Vespertilionidae
Gene: GRIK3
Product: glutamate receptor, ionotropic, kainate 3
Exons: 16
Coding region: 43-2709 (888 amino acids)
Biological process (GO): synaptic transmission, glutamatergic; modulation of chemical synaptic transmission; monoatomic ion transport
Cellular component (GO): plasma membrane; presynaptic membrane; postsynaptic membrane
Molecular function (GO): kainate selective glutamate receptor activity; transmitter-gated monoatomic ion channel activity involved in regulation of postsynaptic membrane potential
Source: RefSeq, a predicted model, not a curated record
GGGCUCCUCGUGUGCGCCUUUUGGAUCCCGGACUCGCGCGGGAUGCCCCACGUCAUCCGGAUCGGAGGAAUCUUUGAGUAUGCAGACGGUCCCAACGCCCAGGUCAUGAACGCUGAGGAGCAUGCCUUUCGAUUUUCUGCCAACAUCAUCAACAGGAACCGGACUCUGCUGCCCAACACUACCUUGACCUAUGACAUCCAGAGGAUUCACUUCCACGAUAGCUUUGAAGCCACCAAGAAGGCCUGUGACCAGCUGGCGCUGGGCGUGGUGGCGAUCUUCGGGCCAUCACAGGGCUCCUGCACCAACGCCGUCCAGUCCAUCUGCAAUGCCCUGGAGGUGCCCCACAUCCAGCUGCGCUGGAAGCACCACCCGCUGGACAACAAGGACACCUUCUACGUGAACCUCUAUCCUGACUACGCCUCUCUCAGCCACGCCAUCCUUGACCUGGUUCAGUACCUCAAGUGGCGGUCGGCCACCGUGGUCUAUGAUGACAGUACAGGGCUCAUCCGACUGCAGGAGCUCAUCAUGGCCCCUUCGAGAUACAACAUCCGCCUGAAGAUCCGCCAGCUGCCCCUGGACUCUGACGACUCACGCCCGCUGCUCAAGGAGAUGAAGCGCGGCCGGGAAUUCCGCAUCAUCUUCGACUGCAGCCACACCAUGGCUGCCCAGAUCCUCAAGCAGGCCAUGGCCAUGGGCAUGAUGACCGAAUACUACCACUUCAUAUUCACCACUCUGGAUCUUUAUGCGCUAGACCUGGAGCCCUACCGCUACUCGGGGGUGAAUCUGACAGGGUUCCGGAUCCUCAAUGUGGACAACCCCCAUGUCUCGGCCAUCGUGGAGAAGUGGUCCAUGGAGCGGCUACAGGCAGCCCCCCGGGCCGAGUCCGGGCUGCUGGACGGAGUGAUGAUGACCGACGCCGCCUUGCUGUAUGAUGCCGUGCACAUCGUGUCCGUGUGCUACCAGCGGGCACCCCAGAUGACCGUGAAUUCCCUGCAGUGCCACCGGCACAAGGCAUGGCGCUUCGGCGGCCGCUUCAUGAAUUUCAUCAAGGAGGCUCAAUGGGAAGGAUUAACUGGACGGAUUGUUUUCAACAAAACCAGUGGCUUACGGACCGAUUUCGAUCUGGACAUCAUUAGUCUGAAGGAGGACGGCCUGGAGAAGGUUGGGGUGUGGAGUCCUGCCGAGGGGCUCAAUAUCACAGAGGUCCCCAAAGGCCGAGGCCCUAACGUCACCGACUCUCUGACAAAUCGGUCACUCGUUGUCACCACAGUGCUGGAGGAGCCCUUUGUCAUGUUCCGGAAGUCCGACAGGACCCUGUUUGGGAAUGACCGGUUUGAGGGCUACUGCAUCGACCUGCUCAAGGAACUGGCCCACAUCCUGGGCUUCUCUUACGAGAUCCGGCUGGUGGAGGACGGCAAGUACGGGGCGCAGGACGACAAGGGCCAGUGGAACGGCAUGAUCAAGGAGCUCAUUGACCAUAAGGCGGACCUGGCCGUGGCCCCCCUGACCAUCACCCAUGUGCGCGAGAAGGCCAUUGACUUCUCCAAGCCCUUCAUGACGCUCGGUGUCAGCAUCCUCUAUCGCAAGCCCAACGGCACCAACCCCAGUGUCUUCUCCUUCCUCAACCCCCUGUCCCCUGACAUCUGGAUGUAUGUGCUGCUCGCCUACCUGGGUGUCAGCUGUGUCCUCUUUGUCAUCGCCAGGUUCAGCCCUUACGAGUGGUACGAUGCUCACCCCUGCAACCCUGGCUCCGAGGUGGUGGAAAACAACUUCACUCUGCUGAACAGCUUCUGGUUCGGAAUGGGGUCCCUGAUGCAGCAAGGGUCUGAACUGAUGCCCAAAGCCCUGUCCACGCGCAUCAUCGGUGGCAUCUGGUGGUUCUUCACGCUCAUCAUCAUCUCCUCCUACACGGCCAACCUGGCCGCCUUUCUGACCGUGGAGCGCAUGGAAUCACCCAUCGACUCUGCGGAUGACCUGGCCAAGCAAACCAAAAUCGAGUAUGGGGCAGUCAAGGACGGGGCCACCAUGACCUUCUUCAAGAAAUCCAAGAUCUCCACCUUCGAGAAGAUGUGGGCCUUCAUGAGCAGCAAGCCCUCGGCGCUGGUGAAGAACAACGAGGAGGGCAUCCAGAGGACGCUGACCGCCGACUACGCGCUGCUCAUGGAGUCCACCACCAUCGAGUAUGUCACCCAGAGGAACUGCAACCUCACCCAGAUUGGGGGCCUCAUCGACUCCAAGGGCUACGGCAUCGGCACGCCCAUGGGCUCCCCGUACCGGGACAAGAUCACCAUCGCCAUCCUGCAGCUGCAGGAGGAGGACAAGCUGCACAUCAUGAAGGAGAAGUGGUGGCGGGGCAGCGGGUGUCCCGAGGAGGAGAACAAAGAGGCCAGCGCCCUGGGGAUCCAGAAGAUCGGGGGCAUCUUCAUCGUCCUGGCCGCCGGGCUGGUUCUGUCAGUGCUGGUGGCCGUGGGCGAGUUUGUGUACAAGCUCCGCAAAACAGCAGAGCGAGAGCAGCGUUCCUUCUGCAGCACGGUGGCCGACGAGAUCCGUUUCGCCCUCACCUGCCAACGUCGGGUCAAGCACAAGCCCCAGCCUCCCAUGAUGGUCAAGACUGAUGCCGUCAUCAACAUGCACACGUUCAAUGACCGCCGGCUUCCGGGCAAGGACAGCAUGACCUGCAGCACAUCACUGGCCCCCGUUUUCCCCUGAGCACCGGUAGGGUGGGGACCGCAGGCCUGGGGGCAGGGUGGAGGAAAGCAAAGGAGACUGGAAGGCACGUCCCUGUCCCCACACUGGGCUUGGGGACCAGAGCUGCUGCCUGCCUAUGGGGCCAAGAGCCCUCUGCCCUCACCUACUGGGAAACCAGCAGGCCCCCAGGCCAGCUGCUUGAGCUUCAUCUCGUCUUGUUUCUUCUGUGGGUUUCUAAAGCUGCCAGCCGAGACAGCCAAGGCCAAAGGAAGCACAUGCCUCUCUCAGGCCACGCUCACCUGCGCCUCCACCUUCCUCCACAGUCACAAGUUUCUGCCACGGCCCUGCAGGGGCCAGAGAAAAUAGCUCUUUUAUUGCCACUCCUUCCCCAUCAGCCCAGUUCUCCUGGGGCUUGACUAUGAGACCAGAGACACACACCCUGGACAUGGCAGGGGUGUUCUCAUUUGGCUGACAGUGGGACAGUGGGAGCUACAGACAGAGGAUGGCCAUCCGCAUGCCUGGGCAGAGGGAAGACCUCAUCCCCCCGGGGGCUGCUCACAGGCUUCUGAAUUCCUGGAUUUGGCACCAACCAUGGUAGCCCCUGUUUGGGCAAAGUUGAACGCAGAGAGCCCCAUAGGGGAAAAGAGGAGUUUGGGGUCUGGGAGAGGCUGCCAUUUUGAAUUCUACGGUCAAUGUCUAAUGGUCACACUUCUUUAGGAGAGAGGGGGAAGAGUCGAAGCAAACUCUUCUCCACUUUCUGGCCAGAGGAGAGACAACCCCCUGAAACUCUCAAAAAAGACACCCAGAGACUCAGCCAACAUUUGAGGCCCAGAGGAACAGUGGGUUCCAUGGAAAUCCCAUAGGCCUUCACGUCAUGGGAUCUUAUUUUGCUGGUUACCAAGCUGCUUUUCAGACCCUGAUGGCAUGAGGGAGCUUGGGCUGUUUGCCGUCCACUCAUCAGCAACUCCCCAUUGCUGGCCGGUUGGCCUUAAGAUCCUUCGUCAUCCUGGGAGAAGAGUAGCCUAGAUCAAAGUGAAAGUCGAUUCACCCUUCCUCAAAAGAGGGGCCCAGGUCCCAGGCACAGGCUAACUUUGUGGUAGAUGGGAAAACUAGAAGGGCCCUAAAGAACUCCCGGCCUCCUGGUCUUGCCAAACCUAAAGAUACCCCCCAAAAAAUGAAGUUUUAGGGGGCAGGAUAUCAUGGCUGGUAGAGGCUCUAAAGGUGGGAAGAUAGAAGCUGCCUCUUGGAGAAUUAACCAAAGACCCCAAACAAAGACACAAGGUCAUCCUGGAGCCUGGUCUCUUGUCCAGAGCAGCUGGGACCUUGUAGGGCUUGGGGACUCGGCAGAGGAGUAGUAGCAGGCGGGGUACCAGUGAGGGGUAGACCAGAUGGCCUGUAGGUUCCAGCCAGCUGUGAUGUAUGUUCUAGAGGUCUGUGACUUCAAGCGUCUGGGGAAAGAAUGCGACAUGGAAGGUUUAGGAGCAAAGUGUCCUUAAAGAGAACCUGAUAGGGCCAGUAGGGCUUCCCACCGCCAAGGGCAAAGGGCAUUCUCCCAGCAGGGGAUGAGGACUGAAUCUGGACGGGGACCCAGAGGCACCAGCCACCCGCUCCCACCUCUCUCCUGUUUCUGCUUGAGGAGCCUGGUUAGGGAGGAGCUACAUUUAGGUCUCAAGGACCUUCUCAGCUGGGGGAAAGGGUAAGCUCUAGCUCCCCCAGGGACUUCCAAAGCAGCAGAGCACAGUGGGCUCAUGUGACAAGUACUGCCCCUCCUACAAAUCAGAGCCGCUCCAGCAGGCUGUGUGCACGGGAGGUAGAAGAGGCCGGACAUGCAAUGUAGCCAACACAUGUAACAAUAGGAAAAGCCAUGCUGUCAUGAGCUCCUGGGUGCAAGAGUAUGUGGUGCAUAUAUGUGUAUCUGUGUCUUUGUAUGUGUGAGUUUUGGGGGCUGGGGGAGAAGGACAGAUUUGGACAUAUAUAGAGUCCAGGGCAUGCAAUAAUAGGGAAUCCUUUGGGUUCUGGUGUGUGUGUGUGUGUGUGUACACACGUGUCAUGUGUGUGAAUUGAGAAUGAAGGAGACAAUUCUGGACAAGCAGCAGAGCUCCAUACAUGUAAAAAUAGGAGAAGCCAUGUCAUAAUGAGGUGCUGGUGAAUAUAUAUAUAUAUACACACACACACAAUUGUGUGUGUAUCUGCAUGUGCAUUUGUGCACCAAUGGCAGAGGAUAGAAGACAGAAUAAAACCUGCAGCAUUGCCAAAUAUGUCUUAAAGGAGAAGCCAUGUCAUCAAGGGAUCCACAUGUGAGCAUGUGUGCACAAGUGUGUGUGGGCUCAUGUGUGCAGCAGAGUGGGAGAGAGGACAGAACCAGACAGACAUGCAGCAAGGUUCAUGCAUGUCAUGUGUGAGAAGCCCUGAGGAACUGGAGUUUGUGAGUGUGUGUAUGCUCACAUGCGUGUUCAAGCACACACAUGUUACAGCUCACUACAGGAGCAGAGAUGGACAAUCAGGAAGGCAGAGAACCAGGGUCUGUUGGCACUUCUGUAGUGAGGAGAGAUCUUUUGUCACAAGAUUUGCAAGUCUGUCUAGGCAUAGGCACAGGGAGACUGUCAGGCAUGGGCACAGGGAGACUGUCAGGCAUGGGCACGGGGAGACUGUCAGGCACGGGCACGAGGAGACUGUCAGGCAUGGGCACAGGGAGACUGUCAGGCAUGGGCACAGGGAGACUGUCAGGCAUGGGCACAGGGAGACUGUCAGGCAUGGGCACAGGGAGACUGUCAGGCAUGGGCACAGGGAGACUGUCAGGCAUGGGCACAGGGAGACUGUCAGGCAUGGGCACAGGGAGACUGUCAGGCAUGGGCACAGGGAGACUGUCAGGCAUGGGCACAGGGAGACUGUCAGGCAUGGGCACAGGGAGACUGUCAGGCAUGGGCACAGGGAGACUGUCAGGCAUGGGCACAGGGAGACUGUCAGGCAUGGGCACAGGGAGACUGUCAGGCAUGGGCACAGGGAGACUGUCAGGCAUGGGCACAGGGAGACUGUCAGGCAUGGGCACAGGGAGACUGUCAGGCAUGGGCACAGGGAGACUGUCAGGCAUGGGCACAGGGAGACUGUCAGGCAUGGGCACAGGGAGACUGUCAGGCAUGGGCACAGGGAGACUGUCAGGCAUGGGCACAGGGAGACUGUCAGGCACGGGCACAGGGAGACUGUCAGGCAUGGGCACAGGGAGACUGUCAGGCACAGGGAGACUGUCAGGCAUGAGCACAGGGAGACUGUCAGGCAUAGGCACAAGUCGGGGCAAAGCACUUAGGAGCUUGUGGCUGGUGACUUCGUUGCUCCAGGCAGAGUGCACUGUUUGAAGGGGAAAAUGCCAUAUAUUUGCAAUUUCCAGGUGACAGGAUUCUAAUGAAUGCAUUUGCCCAUUUGUUCUCACCAACCACAGAUACUAACCACUGUCCUUCUUCAUCCAGUACCAUUUCUUGGCACACACCCACAUCCAUGCUCAUAUCACACACACAUGUGUGUGCUAUUGUGUAUAACACUCCAUGGACAUGUCAUGUUUUUCUGAGGCUCUGCAUAUAGACAGACUGAUGAGAGAAAGAAAAGGAAGGGCAUGAGUAGAAAGACUUUUCAUCAAAUGAGUGAAGAAUGGUGGAUCGCAGAGGUACUAUUCAGUGAGGGAAGUCCCCCAAGAUACUGAAAUGAUUUGGGGGCUCCAAAACAGAAAUGGGAUGACAUGCUGCGUGAUCUUUCUCCACAUUCCAGCUUCUGUCCAUAUAUGUGGCUCAUGUUCAAUGUCUAGCUGAUGUCCUAUGUUUGUCUUCAAGACCAGCCCAGGGUUCCAAGUGCAGUGGAAACCACUUCUGCCCAAGUGUGAGCUGUGUCUCUUGAGGACUCCAGGUUCCACUACGUCUGGAGGAGUGGGGUGGGAGAAGGUCUUCCCAGCAAGGGGGAUCCUGUGGAACUCAAGUUUAGGCCGGCCUGCCAGUGGGGUGGACUGAGCCACAGCGGGUGCACAUGGGCACAUGCAUAGAGGUGCUGGUGUGGGGGGCUGGGAGAGAUGGGGAGUGUAAAUGCUGAUUUAGAUGGAGCAGAAGGUGGGACUUGCCUGAGCAGGUUCUAGACUGUGCCUGCCUGGCCCCACAUGCUGGCCCUAAAAAGAAGAGUGCCCCACCUUCCACCCCUAUCCCCAACCUCACACCAGUGCCUCCUCUCAACCUGCUCUAAGUGGCCAAACUAAGGGCAGCAGUGAGGGGACACACACAAUAAGCCCUCCUUAUCUCUCUCUCCCCCUGACCUGUCACUGGUCUUUGCUGGGACAUAGCUCAGACCCCCAUCACAGCCUAAACUCCACCUGGCUCAUGCUGGCUCCCUCCUGGGCAGAGGAAGGGGUCUCUAGCACCAUUAGGUGAAGACUCCAACUGGCUAGAAGUCACUCCCCCUCUCUAAGCUCUCACAGGGCGGAAGUCAGAACAGGACAGUCAGAAGUCCCCCCUGCCUUCUUUUCCAGGGGGUGCUAUGUGUGGGUCUGCUGCUGCUUCUCACCACUCAGCAUGAAGCAGAUCCCUCCCCGAGCCACCCCAGCUAUACACACAAACAUCUGGAAACAGGCCAGACUCUGGCCCCCAUCUGGAAUGGUCUUGUGUGGAGCACCAUCUGGGAAGGACCUAGCUCUGGUCAAACAGCUGUAUGGACUUAACAUCUGGGACUGGCCCAGCCCCCUAGACAGAUGCAGAAAAUGAGCCCAAUCUUGUAGACAGGUCUCCAGAAUAGACACAUCUGGAACAGUUUCCCAAGGGGGGUGGACACAUCUGGAAUGGGCCCAGCCGUGUGGCAUGGUGGAAGGGUCCUGUCCUCUGUCCCCAUGCCGGUUUGAAUCAAGCCUUCAUUCCAGUCCAGCUUUUGCCCUGGAGUUAAAAUUUCAGAGCUGAGGCCAUAUGUGACGUCACAAAACUGUUUUUGGUAGAAGGUGAAUGUUCUGUACAAUAUAUAUAUGAAUGUAAAAAGAUAUAUAUAUGCUGUAUAUAUAUGUGUGUAUAUAUAUAUAUGCACAGUGUAUAUAUGACCUGUAGCCCAUGUGUAUAUGCACUCCUCCCUGCACGUCUGCACACAGAGUGUACAUAACCCAGCCAGUAUGGGUGGGACCAGGUGAGAGAUGGGGGCUACAGCAGCAAAGUCUGGGACAGAGGCACCCUGGGCCAGGGAUGCAGAGAGCCUGGUGGGGGUGGAGCAAGCCCUGAGGCAGACCCUGAGGAAGAGGGGGAACCCUGGAGGCUGGAGGAUGGACCCUUGCAUAGCAGGUGCCUCCUUGGGAGGAACGGGUGGGGGAGGAGCCUUGUCUCCCUCCGAGUGUCAGAAGCAGAACAGCAGGGCCUGUGACGUGGGAGCGAUGUCACGCCAGUACCGGGCUCCCGAGACCUGCUCUAAUGCCUGUCUGCACAAUUGGCAGGCAGAUGUCAGGUUCCACCUGGAACAUCCUCAGAGGCCUCUGUCGCCCACUCUCACCCGCACACCAGGCACAGCUUGUGGCUAGGGAAACGCUUUUUAAAGAGAAUGGCCAGCAUGCCAGUAUGGUGUCCCGAUGCCCUCGUGAUUGACCUGCCCCCGUUCCCUGCUUUCUAGGACGGACCUCAAGUCACCCCGCAGUGUGUCUCUACUUUACAGAUCAAAGCUCUGAGGCCUCUGGUGCGGGGAAGCAGCUGUAGGCCCAGUGAGUGACCCCAGUUAAGAGUGUGUCCCACCUCAGAUAACCUCCCAGCUCCAUUUGACCCAGAGGCCAGCUUCAGGGAGAGACUGGGGAGCUGGAGAUGUGAGCAGAGAUGUGAGCAGGACAGUGACAUGGGCAAAAAAUGAGAAACCAACAAGGCACUUCCUGUCCCAUCAGGGCCCACGCCAACUGUCUGCCUUCUCUCCCCUGCAGCACCACCCCCAGCAGGGCGGUUGGCAGAGAGCCCCUGGAAGAAGAUGCAGACCUCCACCCCUGCCCCUCGCACAUCUGUCUGUUCUUUGCAAUUCUGAUCCCUUAGCUAGUGGUCCUGCCCUGUCACGGCCAGAGCAUCUCUGGAGCAUGCAGGCGAGAGAGAUCGGAGUGGGCUUCUGUGUGGCCAGUGGCCUGCCCUCUGCUUCGGCCCCAUGGGUCAGGCUGGUCUGCACUUAACUCUGGGUCUGCCCAGGGGUCCUGGACAGAGCACAUCUGCACCCAGCCCCCUGAGGAAGGGCCUGUCACUGUGCUCCAAACCCCCUCCCCAUCUCUGCCUGGCUGGGCCUCCCAUGAUGGGGACUUGGGUUCCCGGCCCCUGGGCUGAGCCCCCAGCCAGCACCAUGCAAGACCCCUGGCCCGUCCCAGCACCCAGACCGGAGUGCCUGGACGCCCCCGCUCCCACACAACAUGGUUCCCACACACUGGUCUCUGGGCCAUUCAGGGGAUGCCCUUUGUGGACAUGCAGAAUUUCUAUGAAUAUAGUUUUUUGUAAACAUUUUGUAACAAUUUGGGUUUCAUAGUAACUGUGUUACUUGCCAAUCAUUCUAGGCUAAUGUAAAUAAAUUUCCAAACAAAUCCGAUUAUUUUCCUUUUUAAGACACUGUGAUAUAUCAAAGUGCACAGUUUGCUGUAUGAAGUAAUAUGGUUUUAAAUUUUAAAUAAAGAAAUGUUUCUAGAAAA